AUGGCGACGGGGGAUGGCGGCGGUGGUGGCGCGAGCCGGCCUCCCGGGACCCAGCCCGGAUCCAGCGCCGGGACGCAGGCCCAGAUGGAGAACAAGAGGACAAACAGGGAGAGUGAUGCAGUGGAAAAAAGGGGCCCAUACAUCAUGACCAAAGCUUCGUCCAUUCAUGCCAAACUGCAGAAGCAUCGAGAAAUGGCAAAGGCAGUGCUGCGGAGGAAAGGUAUCCUGGGGGCAACCGUUCAACAGCAACCAAAGUCAGCAGCAAAGAGGUCAGUGAAGUUUAACAAGGGCUAUGCUGCUCUCAGCCAGACAGCGGAUGAGAACCUGGUGUCCCUUGAUUCAGACAGUGAUGGGGAGCUGGAAUCAAGAUGUUCCUCCGGUUACUCCUCUGCAGAGCAGGUGAACCAGGAUCUGAGCCGUCAGCUUCUGCAGGACGGGUACCACCUAGAUGAGAUCCCGGACGAUGAGGACCUAGAUCUCAUUCCCCCAAAACCUGUUGCCUCGUCACCUUGUCCCUGUUGCUUCGGGGAGUCUCUCUCCUGCACAAUCCAGUAGGCACUGCUCAACCGGGGCUGCAACUACAAGUCAAGGGCCAGCACUUUCUACCUUGUUUCUUAGGACAUUAGCAUGCCUGAUAAAGCAACUACAUUCAGCACUGAACAUUGGCAGAAACUGAAAUGGGCUCAGUGACUGAAGAACUGGACGCUGCCACUGCUGCAAUUAUUGGCACCUGCUCAAGUUGAGCAGCAACAGUUGAUUAUCCCAAAGCUACUUUUUGUUACAUACAGUGAUAUAAUAUAUAGAUAUUAUGUGUACCUAUUCAGGUUGCCUGGAUGCAACUGGUCACCUCAUGCAGUGUUGGAGUGUGGAAAGAUGCUUUAUGCUGGCUGGGGGAAGAGGGAGAAGAGAGAACAUGUGGGUACUCUCACUCUUAAAGGAGAACUCCAAAGCUGUUUGUAAAGGGGAACAGCAAAGGUCUCAAGUCAGUAACCUAACAAGCUGGAGAAAUGCAAAUGAAGGCACUUGAAUGUCUGCAAACAGUCAUUCCUUUUCCUCAUCUGCCAGGGCUGGGGUUCGGGAUCUGGUGCUGCCUUGGGUGGUUGCCAUGUCCUUAUAGACUCUGAACUCAGGAUCUAGCAGGUAAGCGGAGAAGGAAGGAACUUUUAUUUCCCCCAUGUUGAAACAAGCUACUUGAAAGGCUCUUGAAUACUCUGAUCCAGUUUGCUCACACGUUUUGUUAAUCCGGUGGGAUUUCAGAUGAUUUGCUUUCAUUCUUUGGGGUUCAUCUCAUUAACUGGUUGUUUUUAUUAUAUAACUAAAGCAUUGACUGUCCUUUUAUUUAAAAAAAAAAAAAACAACCACC
Molecule: messenger RNA, 1363 nt
Organism: Emys orbicularis (European pond turtle)
Lineage: Eukaryota; Metazoa; Chordata; Testudines; Emydidae
Gene: FAM219B
Product: family with sequence similarity 219 member B
Exons: 6
Coding region: 1-555 (184 amino acids)
Source: RefSeq, a predicted model, not a curated record